CUCUUUCGGAACCCUCAUUACACGGCACAUUAUCAUGACGCGUGAUGGAAGAUUGAUUUAUCCUACCACUGCACUUUUGCAACCAUGGAAAAUACCUUGGCUGACCUCGUAAACGCUCUCAGCAACUCCAACCAAUGUCCUUCCGACGACGACACGACAAGGAUCGCCUUUCUGCUAACACGAACAGACGAGCGGCUAUCAGAAUGCUGCGACAGCAUCCGAGCUCUGCAGGACGAUUUCCGUGAAACUGUCGUUCGCUACCACACAGCGCUUGAUAAAGCCUUGAUGCUACGCAAAGAACUCGUCAAAACCAAGAGCAUCUAUGCCACCAUUCUCGCUCCGGUACGGCGCCUGCCCACCGAAAUAUUGAUCCAGAUCUUCCUCCACAGCAUUGGACGACACUUUACCCUGUUCUCUAUUACGCGAGGGCCAUGGGUAUUGGGAAAAGUGUGCAGCCGAUGGAGACAAGUCGUCCUCUCCACUCCAGAGCUAUGGUCCGUUUUUACUCUCUUCCCUCGCGGUAAUCCUCGCCUCUUAAGCAAUCCUACCGUGCUCAUUUCCCUGCUUGACACUGCUCUUCGACUCUCAGGCCAGCGAAACAUCUGCAUAUACGCCGAUGUGUCCAUAGGCCGGCUCAAGGAUGCAGUGGAGGAUAUUUGGAAACAUCUUUCUUUGCAUUCUCAUCGUUGGAAGGACAUCAGACUCCAGAUGGCAGACUCCUUUGCACCUCUAGAUGCCGUUCCAAAAGACGGUCUCCCCGCCCUAGAGAAGCUCUCUCUCUCCAUGGUCAACAGCAUGCACGACCACCCCUGCGACGCUCUUAACAACUCUCCGCGCCUGACGAACCUUACACUGAUCAACGAUGGCGGAUCUCUGAUGACAGCAGGUCUUCCAUGGCACCAGCUCACACACCUCGCCCUUCUAAGCCGUGGUACCCUCCCUGAAGUCCUUCGUCUCCUCCGUCUCUCUCCACGCCUUCAAGUUCUUGAAGCUCUUGGCACAAGAAUACAGGACAGCUGGGCAGUCCCACUCGAGCGCGUGCCCCAUCCUUCCCUCCGCAGGCUGCAGGUAUCCGAUGUAAUGAUCCCUCAACAUCUUAUCCUACCCGCUCUCGAUGACCUCGAUCUCGUUGGCAUCACCAAUAAGCAGAGAUGUGCCGAUAUCAUCUGCAGUCUUAUCGCUCGGUCAAAGAACAUCCUCCGCAAGUUCAGGGUUGUUUGUGACAUGUCGUUGUACGGAGUCAUGAACGCGCUGAAGGCAAUGCCCGAGCUAGCGGAGCUCACUGUUGAAGCACCAGAGAUGGAGGAAUGGUUUGUCAAAGACUUCCUUCAAACCAAAGACUUUUUGCUGUCCCUGCAGAAGGUAUCGUUGACUAUUGGCAACUUUACACCUUCUCGAGAAGCAAGCACCAUAUUGGUCGAUGCGAUAGAGAGACGGUGGAGUUGUACAAUGCGGUCCUGCUAUAUUUCUGCGCCUUUUAUUUUUUGGCACAUUGCUGAUGACGACGUGGUGAGGAUUAGGAAGAUGCAGGAAGAUGGUCUGGACCUCACGAUACGCUAUGCAAAUCGAAGGGUGCUAUAAAGCCCAAGGAGCUUUGACAACUGGUGUAUGGAUUUUGCUUUACUCCGUGUAGCUUGUGACAGCUUACCGUUGGCUCACCGCCCUGCAUGUGCUGUCGACGUGAACAUUGCGCUCUUGAUGAAAAAUGUGCCUUUCUCAAUGUGCUUUUCUGCACAAUUGAUGA
This is a messenger RNA of Guyanagaster necrorhizus, 1744 nucleotides long. RefSeq lists its product as uncharacterized. Lineage: Eukaryota; Fungi; Basidiomycota; Agaricomycetes; Agaricales; Physalacriaceae. Bases 85 to 1581 code for a protein of 498 amino acids. The record is from RefSeq and is a predicted model, not a curated record. The transcript has 3 exons.